This is a messenger RNA of Camponotus floridanus (Florida carpenter ant), 2987 nucleotides long. Its product is annotated as aminopeptidase N-like. Gene Ontology annotation, cellular component: cytoplasm. Gene Ontology annotation, molecular function: metalloaminopeptidase activity; zinc ion binding; peptide binding. The record is from RefSeq and is a predicted model, not a curated record. NCBI's taxonomy places the organism in Eukaryota, Metazoa, Arthropoda, Insecta, Hymenoptera, Formicidae. Gene Ontology annotation, biological process: peptide catabolic process; proteolysis. The transcript is spliced from 13 exons. Bases 95 to 2917 code for a protein of 940 amino acids.
GAUUUAUUCUAACUAAUUAUUGUAACGAAACAUACACGUGCAUAGAAUUUGUGGUAUAUCUCAUAUACAAAAUAUCUCAGAUAAAAGUAGUAUCAUGUUUCUAAAAAUAUUGUUAAGUAGCAGUUUAACAAUCAUCGUCGCAGCGGCUUUUUUAACCGACGAUUCGCUAAUUAAAAUAUCUCAAGAAAAGUUAAACAUUGACCCGAAUUAUAUAUUGCCGCAACAAUAUAAAAUCAGCAUUACACACAUCGAAAAAAAUAUUCUUGUCAGCAACUGCAGGAUACAUAUACAGAUUUUAUCUCCAAUAUCAAGCAUAAUAUUAUAUUCGCCCGUAAAAUAUAUCGGUAUAACCGUGCUUUAUUAUUCACGAUAUUCUAUAAAUAGUGAACACUCUAUAAGUAAUAAAAAAAUAAUCCCUUUUAAACCGGUACAAUCUUUGUAUAAUAAUGAGAAGAACAGUGUCGAAUAUAUAUUCACGAAUGACCUAUCGCCGGGAUAUUACAUCAUAAAAUUAGUUACUAACAUAACUGAAGAUAUAGGCCUAAAAAGCUUUUAUAAAAGAGGUGAACGACAAUGGUUGGCAACAUAUGUUAAUACUACUGGAAUCCAACACAUGAUUCCACAUUUGACCGAAUCUUUACACAUCUCGCCCGUCUAUAAUAUUAUUAUAAAACAUCAUAAAAAUUAUACAGUUUUAUCAAAUAUACCGCUACAGACAAUAGUAAUGUAUGAUAAAGACACAAUGAUGGCACAUUUUAAUACAUUUGUAAGGCCUAAUUAUUUUGUAUUUGUGGAUAACCGGGCUAAUUUAUCUCUCAUAUCUGGUCCAAGUGAAAGUAAGAUCAACGUUAAUAUGUGGUGUAGAAUGCACUGCGCAUUUGCACACAAAAUUGUGCAAAAUAUAACUCUUUACUUGUUUCGUAAAUGGGAACGCCUGAAUAAAUUUUGGCAAAUAAAUCAUAUUGCAAUUCCGGAUUUUCCAGAAAACGAAAGCAUCAUAAAUCUGGGCCUUGCUAUUUAUAGAGAAGCAGAUGUUACCUACAUUGAGAAUGUCGAUUCUCCUGCGCGUAAAAUUAAAGUUGCUUACUUCAUAGCCCAUAAAGUAGUACAGGAAUGUCUUUAUUAUGAAAAUCCAUUUUGGUCGUUAUCUUCUGGGCUAAAUGAGGCUAUAGUCACAUUUCUUGGAUUAUAUAUCAUUAAUGAGGUUCCUCCAAAUAUAAUAUCCAAAUAUAAUAUCCGGAUGAUAGAUUUGUUUGUGGUACAAUUUCAGCAGGAAUUCCUUCAUUUCGACACUGAAUAUAAUACAUCACUUUAUAAUACGUUAUUCGAUAUUUCUUUCGAACAUUACCGUUACAUUAAAGGAUACUGUAUAUUGCGUAUGUUUCAACAUAUGGUUACUGAAGAAAUAUUAUGGCAGACUAUCCGCAUAUAUGUAAAGGAUAACAAGCCUGCUAACACUUUUGGUAAAGUUUUGGAGAACUUUUCGGUCACACAAUUAUCCGCAAACAAUUUUAUUGUUAUGAAACUGAUAAUUAAUUAUUGGACAGAUGACAAAUAUUAUUCUGUAUUAAAAAUGACACAAGGUGGUCGUCAUGGAGAGUGGACAUAUGUAUUAACGCACAAUUUAAGUAAGGUGGUGGAUUAUAUCAUACCUGUAACAUAUACUACACAGAAGCAUCAACAUUUUACUGGUACUUUAGAUACUAUUUUAUUAUCUUUUCUGACUUUUGGAUUACAUUUGAAUUCUAAAGAGGAUGGCUGGAUACUAUUUAACAUACAACAAACUGGAUAUUAUCGUAUCAAUUACGAUAUCAAAAACUGGCGAAGAAUUGCAAAUUAUCUAAAUUCUACAAAUUACAUGAAAAUACAUAUCCUGAAUCGUGCCCAAAUUAUCGAUGAUGCUUUCCACUUGAUGAUAACAAAUCAACUAAAUUCUAUUAUAUUCUGGAAUAUUACGCAAUAUCUAUCACGAGAAAGAGACUACGUGGCAUGGUAUCCCAUGUUCAAAGCUUUGGAAUAUCUGUCCAAUAUCUUUCUAUUUCGGGAAUCAAUAUAUUCUGACAUCAAGGUAAAAAUGCGAAAUUUAUUAUACGAUUUGCUUGAUAAACUUGAAUACGAUGAAAUUUCUAAUGAACACGAGCUUACAAAGAGUUUAAGAAUGGAGGCUGCGAAAUGGGCAUGCAAUCUUGGUGGUCGCAUAUGCAUAGAAAAAGCCCAACAUAAAUUAAAUCGACAUCUCGAAGAUCCCGAAAACAACACGCUUUUGCCAUGGUGGGAAGAAUGGACAUACUGUCAAGGUUUAAAAAUAUUAUACUAUUCUCUUGACAUUGAAGAUUCUCCUAGCAAUAAAGAUUCUCCUUGGUGGAGAGUAUAUCAUCUGGGAAAAGAAAAAUUUAAACCUAAACUUUUAAGAUUCCUCUCUUGCCCUGAGGAUUCAAAAUUUAUCAAACCAUAUCUUAAUCUAAUAAAAAAUGACAGUACAACAUCGAUUAUGUUUUUAAAAGAUUUUUGCGAUGAAGAUUAUAUUAAUUAUUUUCUUUUUACUAUCGCGAAGCACGCAAGGAAUUCUGUAGUACUCGACUUCAUAUUAAAAAAUCUUGAGAACAUAAGACCCAGACAAGUCAGCGAGCAUGCAACAUUUGCUGUUAUUAUUAAUCAUGUGUAUUCUAUAGAACAAUUGGAAAAGAUGUACGACUUUCUAAUAGAUAAAUUUAUUAAUGCAACAGAAGUUGAAUUAAAUGAAUAUAAGCGAAUUUGCAGAAAGCUACAGACGUAUGGCAGCAUAUUUACCAAUAUAUAUCUAUAUAUCCCAACAUAUUUCAAAUAUUCAAAGCAAGAUACGAAGGCGCAUUUUCGAAAUCAAAUGUCAACAGGAUUACUUUCAGAAUUUUGUAAAAUAUCAAUAAUAUACGUUUAAUGAAAGUAACAAUUAUGUCUGUUUAAUGAAAGUAACAAUUAUGACGCAAACACAUCUAUAUAUCUUUCUU